ACAGGCUUUCUGGACAACGAUGAAAGGAAAGCUGGGGUAAAUUAGAGCAAAAUGUCAUUGCAAUUGUUCCUUUUAAGCACACUUUUGGAGCCUCAUAUUUUAAUCCAUCAGAGAUAUUUAAAAACAUAUGUGGUUCUCUUCAAAAUGAGAAACAGUUGUCUUUAACUAAAGAAAGAGAGGGCAAAGAGUAAUGAAGCUCAGUAAGAUCACAAAAACAUGCCCUGUGGGAUCAGACCAAAUACCUACUGUUCAGUUCACACAUGAUUUGAAAACAGUCCGUAUGAAUGGGAUCUAGGGGUUUUGGCAGACCAUAAGUUGAACAUGAUCGACUCUAUAAUGUGGCAGCUAGAAAAGCUAAUGCAAUUCUAGGCCGCAUCAAUAGGAGUAUAGUGUUGAGAUGGAGGGAAAUCAUAAUCCCACUUUGUUCUGCUAUGAUCAGAUACCUCACAUGGAAGAAGACAGUGUCCAGUUCUGGGCAUCACAGUUCAUGAAAGGUAUUGACAAGCUGGAACGUGUCCAGAGAAGGGUGAUCAAAAUGAUCAAAGAUUUAGAAGCUGACUCCUAUUAGGAGCAGCUUAGAGAGUUGGAUAUGUUUAGCCUGGAAAAGAGAAGGAUGAGAGGAGACACAAUAGCCAUGCUUACAUGUUGGAAGGGAUGACCUAUUAAGAAGGGGGCAAGCUUUUUUUUCUGCUGCUGUGGAGACUAGGACAUGGAGCAAUGGAAUCAAAUUGCAGGAAAAGCUAUUCUACCUAAACAUUAGGAAGAACUUGUUGACGGUAAGAGCUGUUUGGCAGGGGAAUAUGCUGCCUCGAGUUUCCUUUUCUGGAGGUUAUUAAGCAGAGGCUGGAUGACCAUCUGUCAGUAGUGCUUUGAUUGUGUGUUCUUGCAUGGCAGGAUAGGUUGGACUGGAUGGUCCUUGUGUCUUCUAACUGUAUGGUUCUGUGAUGCUAUGCUUCUGUCGGUACAAUUGCAUUUUACAAAAAAUGCUCAUCUGAGGACCCUUUCAUACAGUCAUGUAACUCAGAAUAUCAAGGCAGAAAAUCCCACAAUAUCUGCUUUGAACUGGGUUAUCUGAGUCCACACUGCCAUAUAUUCCAGUUCAAAGCAGAAAAUGUGGGAUUGUAUUCAGUUGUGUGGAAGGGGCCCAAGUUAAUGAGGUAUUACAUCAUUGUAAGUAUACUUUACAGAGGGAAUUAUAUGCAAGCCAUGAUUUGUAUUAAUGCCAAAAUUAUUCCUUUCCCCACCUCCUCUAUAUAAUGUAUGGGUUAUUUUUGAUGCCCCUUAUACACUGCCAUAUAACCCAGAUCAUCAAAGCAGAUAAUCUGGAUUUUUAUGGAAGUGUAGAAGGGGCCUUUGAAGCAUUCAUACUUUCUGAGUCUAUGGAACCCUGAAGCAAAAGAAUUAUUGUUUGUUGGUAGCAUUUGGUGCCAUGUGUUGUGUAUUUAAGAGAUCUUUGUAUAGUGAGGAGAAAUGUUAAUAAUGAGUGCACAUUCAGAAUGUUUGUCUUCUCUCAGUUAGUGAAGGGAGUUAUUUUGCUUCCCUUCCAAGGUGGAGGCAGAAAAGAAGCAAUUAGUGGGCAUUGCAGAGUCAGCUGAAUAUCAUAUCCAGAUGUCUUUCUUUUUGAUGGUUCUUGGAUCACAGAAAGCAUCUGCAGAUAAUCCAGAAGAGAAAAACAGUUUUAAUUAACAAAUAGAUAAAGAUGAAUCUUCUGACACUUCAGGCUAAAAUGAAUGUUCUUUGUGGAGUACAUGCAGUUUAUUCAAUACUGGUAACCAGUCUUAGGAAUUUGCUUGAGCCUUAUUGUACAGUUAUGUUUUUGGUUUCAUUGAGCAAAUGUCCAUAAAAAUCUUCAGGGAAACCUCCAAGAGUUUUAUAUAAACCUAGUUUAGCAGUAUUAACCUAUUUGGGAACUGUUUUCUGUAACUUUGGGACUUUCAGACUUUAUCAUGUUGAGCUUCCGUAAGGACAGCUUCACAGGGACCAAUUCAGAGUUGAAGCCAGCCUACUUUGAGACCACAGGUGUUGAACGUAGGUCUUUUUGCAUGCAGAACAUGUGCUUUGCCAUUGAACUCUCUCUGUGUUUUGUUAUUUAACUAUGGGGGAGACCAUAAUAUGUAGAAAGGUUUUGAUUCAUCUUUGGGGACUUUCACUUUAAAAAGAACAUGAGUAGUAAGGCUGCAGGAGGUAUCUACCUGAGGCCAUGGAGAGAUUACACCAGUUGGAAUGGGCAGUGCUGUGGAAUUGGGAAGAAUGUCAUCUGUGACAGGACCGCUACUCCAUUGGAUGCCUUUAGGAUGAUGUCUGCUGCCCACUAUUAUCCUAAGCUCAUGAGCAUUAUGGGUAACGUUCUCCGCUUCCUGCCUGCCUUUGUGAAGAUGAAGCAGCUGAUCCAAGAGGGCUACGUUGGAGAGCUGCUGGUGUGUGAGGUACAGGUCCACAGUGGGAGCCUGCUGGGGAAAAAGUACAACUGGAGCUGCGAUGACUUGAUGGGCGGCGGAGGGUUGCACUCAGUUGGCACCUACAUCAUUGACCUUUUGACCUUCCUAACUGGCCAGAAGGCUGUCAAAGUCCAUGGGCUGCUAAAGACCUUUGUGAAACAGACGGACCACAUCAAGGGAAUCCGCCAAAUCACGAGCGAUGACUUUUGUACUUUUCAAAUGGUCCUGGAAGGAGGAGUGUGUUGCACUGUUACGCUCAACUUCAACGUGCCUGGGGAAUUUAAACAGGAUAUCGUUGUGGUGGGUUCCAGUGGGCGGCUGAUUGUGAUAGGCACCGAUUUAUAUGGGCAGAGCAAUAACUCACAACAGAAGGAGCUUCUUUUGAAGGACUCCACGCCAGUCAGCAAUGCCUUGUUACCGGAAAAGGCCUUCAGUGACAUCCCGUCCCCUUACCUCCGGGGGACAAUAAAGAUGGUGCAAGCCGUCAGGGAGGCAUUUGAGGAUCAGGAUGACCGGCGAACGUGGGAUGGGCGACCGCUCACAAUGGCUGCCACUUUUGAUGACUGUCUAUAUGCUUUGUGUGUGGUGGACACUAUUAAGAAAUCAAACCAACUGGGUGAAUGGCAGAACAUUGUAAUUAUGACCGAAGAACCAGAACUAAGCCCUGCCUACUUGAUCAGUGAAGCAAUGCGCAGAAGCAGAAUGUCUCUAUACUGUUAGCUUUUUAUUGCUAUUAUUAUUAUUAUUAUUUUGUCAAAUCUUGGUAAAUAGGAACAAGGCAAUGCAGAAAAUGUGUCUUGCUUGUCAGACAGGUAUUGGACAAGAAAGAGGAAAUAUGGGGAGGCAAUUUCUGUUGUUUAAAUCCUCACAUUGCCUAGUUGGUGCUGAAAUAUUAAAUGUGUUUGAAAUGCUUGUAAAAAUAACUCCCGACAAGCUGUUUACAAAAUAGCAUUAUAGGAGAGUAAAGCGUAACAUAUCUGCAAGUUGCAUGUGCAGAGAUGAUUAACUUGCGCAUAAGGUGAGAGCAAAUAUAUAUAUAUUCAGGGAAGUCUGGAUAGUAGUCUCAGUGUGUGUUUCCUAAUGACAAAAGGAAGGUGAAGGAGUUGUUAGUGGACACCACAAUAUUACUCACAUGGAUUCUCAGAUGUGAAAGAGCACAUCAAAUGUUAAAAGUUCACUGAGCACCUAAAAGAAAGUCUCUCUUGUCAGAAGAAAGAACCCAUGACAGUACAGGAGAAAUGAAAAAAUUCAUGUUCCUUUCUCAGCAGCCAUAGAGUUGUGAUCUGUAAUGCUGAUGCCAUUUUGCUUACAACAACAGUUAAAAAUGCUUGAUAAAAUGUAAAGGUAACUGUCUAAAUAGGCACUAAAAAGGUGGCACAGGUAUUGGCAGCCUACAUGAACCUUUUGCCCACAGAUGUAUUGGAGUGCAACUCCCAUCAAUCCUUCCAGUUGUCUUCUGUUGAGGCACCAACAGUUGCAGUACAACACAACUGGAGAGUGAUAGUUUGGGGAAGCUUGGCCUAGGCCAGAUAUGGACAACCAUGCUGUAUUGGGGUUCUAUUUCUGUGCCCUUGGGAUUGCUAGAGACUACAUGGAUAGCCUAAAAAUUAAAAUUAAAGUAGCCAGUCAGUGGAAAGAUUACAGCCUAUUUAAUAGGUAGGCACUUCUACAGCCCUUUCAAUCAAACAAAAUCCUUCUUUUAUUGCCACUGAAAUCUAUUUUGUUUGGAAAUCACAAAAUCAGUUACCCUCAUAUUACCCACCCUUGCCUAAAGCAUUCUUAACACCAUUUGCAGAAUUCCUUAGGUCAGGCAUGGACUGACCACCUGUUAAGAAUUGUGGGAGUUGAAGUCCAAAACACCUGGAGGGCUGAAGUUUGCCCAUGCCUGCCUUAGGUGCAAGAACAAUAAAAACUAAAGAGACAUGCUUUCAAUCCCUGUUUUGUUUGGUAUCAGUCAUUGUUAAUCUGCCCUGGUUAUUUAAAAAUGCUAAACUGGUCUAAGAUUAAAGAGAGGCAAGGAAGCUCAUAAAUGGCCAGGCAGUACUUUGCUGACAAAGCUUGAACAGCACUUUGAGUGUGAUAGAAAGCAUUACUUUACUUUCAGGAAUUAGUUUUAAUCCUGACUGCAUAGUUAGAUGGGGGUAUACUUAGAAUCUGCUAAAAUCCUUCUGCACCCCUGUUCAGCACCACACUAGCUAACAGUGUACAGUCAUGAGUUUUAACACAAUGAAAAGUAAUUAAAUGAAAUAUAAUUUUGGCACUGAUUAAAUCAAUGCAGGGUUGAAUUUCUUUAGGAAGGCACUGGGUGCCAGUAGAGCUUUAUUGGACUAUUCAGUAUUUUUUGUAAAAUAUAGCUCCCACUGGCCCUAUGGCUGAGGGAUUCCGGCUGCUGUAAUCUCUAAAACUAACUUUUCUAAGAUCUGAUUAUUUAUUUAUUUCGUGUCAAAAGCAUUGCAAAAUAAGUUUAAAAGUGAUGAAAUCUAAUUAUGAUCUGAUAUAAAUCAUAGGAAAUUUGGUUUUUAUACAUAAUGCUCAGUGGUUAUGACAUGCAAGUGAAAUGCUGGCUUUCUUUUGCAUUGUAUGGUCUUUACCCAAAAGAUUUGACUAAAGGAAUAUCUUGGUUUAUUCAAGAUAAACAGCAUUUAGCAUCAACUAAAGCUAUUCUCAAUUAUGCAAUACAUUAUUUUGUUUUAUUUGGGUAAAGACGUAAGUUGUCUCCCCCCCCCAAAAAAAACAACAAAAAACAAACAAAAAACAAACCACAACCCCACUGAUGGCCAGCAAGAAAAUCAUAGGAGAGAUGCAAAAUCAGAAUGCUACAACUCAUAAACAAUAAAACUCAUCAGUAGCAGAAAAAAUUAUGAAAAGCUGCCAGUUAAAAUUGGUCAGAUGAUAUGCUGGAAUGCUGGGGCAAAUUAGACCCCAAAGUUUUAUGUUUCAAGAUGUGAGCCACAUUCUUGAGCUGACAUGGACACUUGCACUGAAAAGAAAUCUAACUGUGGACAGUAGGAUCUAUUUCCUGUUAGUAUGUACCUGAAUGUAAGCUUCUACCCCACUUUGUGUUCUCUGCAGCUAGUUAACACAUCUCUCCUUCCUUCCACCUUUGACAGGUCUCCUUUGGAGCAAUGCUUUGAACAACCAUAUAGUACUGUAGUAGGCCUUCUACUGCUGGGACCCUUGUGAAAAUGCGGGAAAUGCAUUUUAAAUGCUAUUUUUUUCACUCGAGAAAACACCUCUAUAGGAAUCUCUUGGUUCUCCAGUGCAACUCUGUGGUCAACUUUUUCCAGACAUGGGCUUAUCUGCCUUGAUAUUCUAGGUUAUAUGGCUGUGUGGAAGGGCCCUAAAAUAAUCCACUUCAAAUCAGGUAAUGUUGAUUUUUUGUUUUGAUAACCCAGAAUAUCAAGGCAGAAAAUCCCACAAUAUCUGCUUUGAACUGGGUUAUCUGAGUCCACACUGCCAUAUAUUCCAGUUCAAAGCAGAUAAUGUGGGAUUUUAUUUAGCUGUGUGGAAGGGGCUUCAGAUAAUCCAGUUCAAAGCAGAUAUUCUGGAUUAUCUGCCUUGAUACUCUGGGUUAUAUGGCUGUGUGGAAGGGCCCUAAAAUAAUCCACUUCAAAUCAGAUAAUGUUGAUUUUCUGGUUUGAUAACCUAGAUUAUCUAGCACUGUAGAAGGGGCCUGAGUGCCCUUCCAGACAUCCAUCAAGGCAGAAUAACCCACAAUAUCUGCUUUGAACUUGGUUAUCUGAGUCCGCACUGAUAGAUAUUCUAGCUCAAAGCAGAUAAUGUGGGAUUUUAUUUAGCUCCAGUUGCACUGUAGGAGAGAUUCCAAGAGAAGAUAUGAAUUAAAUCGAUGAAUAAUCAAAUCUGCAAAAUGUUAAUCUUGCAAAUGUGGAAGGAUAGCUAUAUUCUUCUCCUCCUCUCUCUGUCCCACUACCUUGUCCACUUUUUGAGCAGGUAGGAUGGGUGAGUAUAGGACUUGGAAAAACCGGGUAAAGUAGCAGCAUUCCUGCUAAAAUUGCCUUUACUAUUCUUUCCUUCUGAUCCGGAGAUGCUUGUGCACAAUGGGAUGCAUCUUCUGAAGGCUGCCAUUAUUGUCAGGCAGACUUGAGAUAACUGUCUUAUUAAGCAGAUGCUGAAGGAUGCAAAGUUGUGGAGAAGGCAAUGGACUUUGUAUCCCAUCAGUGUGACAAAUCAGAAAAAGAAGUGGGAGCAAAUUAAAGAAUGGAAACAGUGAUGUACAGCUUAAAUUCAUUCUGGACGUUGUGGCGACUGAUCAAAGGUUCUCCACUUUAUGAUGCCAUGGUGCUAGCCACCAUUUCUUAAAAAGCACUUGAAGAAAGGAUGAGAUGUUUACUGUAUGACUUUUUAGAUCUUUACAAUAGGAAACAAAACUCCAGUCAAGCCUGCUGGGAUCAUACUGUUAUUUCAGUCCAUUAUGGUCAGGUCUAGCCAGGUCUUUAUACUUUUCUGCCUCUCUAUAAUGCUUUUCAGCAACAAUAUUACUGCAAAAAAAGAGUUUUAAAAAGAUGGUACCUAGUUCUGUAAACCAUUUUAGGUAUAGAAUUAGCAAACCAUGGUCGACUGAAGUGCUUGAAUCUUGAAUGAUGCCUUUUUUCCCUUUCAGUCUUCAAAAAAACAAGUGUACAUUUGUUGCUGUAUUUAAAUAUAUUUAUUGUGUUUUGCAAGGAUAUAUGUGUAUAUAUAUAGAGAGACAGAAAUACAAGAAGCAAACUAUAUCUCUAAAAUGUCAGUGCAUGGGCAUUUUGUGUACAGUAGAUAUUUUAAAAAGUUAUUUAUCAAACAAAAGUGUGAUUAAAAACAGAGUCUAUAUUUUAUAUAUCUAUAUCCUGUAGAUAGUAAGAUGAAUUGACCUUUAAAUUAUAGCAAGAGGAAACGGGGAUAUUUUAAAUAGAAACGGGCAUGUGUUGUGGUUAUCUCUAGCACUUUGACAGGCUGGUUACCUUUUCAUGGAAAGCUGCCUUCUGUGGUUUUCAGUUGCAGCAAAAUCCAACUGUCCUUCUGUUUCUUGAAAGGUUCAUGUCCAUGUGUUACUUUUUUAACUGCUUGGGGAAUGUAAUUAGCUACAGGCAGCUAUAAGAAUAGAUGUGCUACUUCCGAUAGGGUUUUCUCCUGUUCUUCUAUAUCUAUCUGCAUUGUUGGACUAAACAGAACUUAAAUGGUGAAUAAAGACAUAAAAGGAUUCCAGCA
Anolis carolinensis (green anole) is the source of this 7643-nucleotide messenger RNA. RefSeq names its product Gfo/Idh/MocA-like oxidoreductase domain containing 1 (gene gfod1). The transcript has 2 exons. Gene Ontology annotation, molecular function: nucleotide binding. The record is from RefSeq and is a predicted model, not a curated record. Bases 2163 to 3158 code for a protein of 331 amino acids. Lineage: Eukaryota; Metazoa; Chordata; Lepidosauria; Squamata; Anolidae.